Kwoniella botswanensis is the source of this 498-nucleotide messenger RNA. Its product is annotated as peptidyl-prolyl cis-trans isomerase-like 3. Gene Ontology annotation, cellular component: catalytic step 2 spliceosome. Bases 1 to 498 code for a protein of 165 amino acids. The transcript has 6 exons. NCBI's taxonomy places the organism in Eukaryota, Fungi, Basidiomycota, Tremellomycetes, Tremellales, Cryptococcaceae. Gene Ontology annotation, biological process: protein folding; protein peptidyl-prolyl isomerization. Gene Ontology annotation, molecular function: peptidyl-prolyl cis-trans isomerase activity. The record is from RefSeq and is a predicted model, not a curated record.
AUGCAGUCUGUCACUUUACAUACUUCCCAAGGGGAUAUCAAGUUGGAGAUAUUCUGUGAAUCAGUCCCAAGAGCAGCCGAAAAUUUCCUGGCACUCUGCGCAUCAGGAUCAUACGAUAAUACCCUCUUUCAUCGAAAUAUAAAAGGGUUCAUGAUACAAGGUGGUGAUCCGACUGGAACAGGGAAGGGAGGACAGAGUAUAUAUGGAAGUCCAUUUAAUGAUGAGAUCAGACAGACAUUGAGAUUCAAUAACAGAGGGAUUGUAGCUAUGGCGAAUGCGGGUCCAGAUACGAAUAAAUCUCAGUUCUUCAUAACGUAUGGUAAACAACCGAGUCUAGAUGGUAAAUACACUAUAUUUGGAAAGGUGAUAGAUGGUUUAGAUACAACAUUAGAUUCAAUGGAAAGAGUACCCGUCAACGCAAAAAACAAACCUCUGUCAGAAAUAAAGUUGUUAGGAGUUACGAUACAUGCUAAUCCCAUAGCUGAUCAGAAUAAAUAG